Molecule: messenger RNA, 3622 nt
Organism: Puccinia graminis f. sp. tritici CRL 75-36-700-3
Lineage: Eukaryota; Fungi; Basidiomycota; Pucciniomycetes; Pucciniales; Pucciniaceae
Product: CMGC/DYRK/PRP4 protein kinase
Exons: 11
Coding region: 89-2956 (955 amino acids)
Biological process (GO): peptidyl-serine phosphorylation; mRNA cis splicing, via spliceosome; peptidyl-threonine phosphorylation
Molecular function (GO): ATP binding; protein serine/threonine kinase activity
Source: RefSeq, a predicted model, not a curated record
CCCUCGACCACCCCACUCUGACUUCAACCACCACAUCGACGGUCAACAAGCAAAAACAACAAGAAAAACAUCCUACUCACUUAUCAUCAUGAUCGAAACACCUCGCAAACGCACCUUUGGGUCCAUCCAUUCAUCGUCCAGUCCUAACUCAUCAUCCACUCGACAACGAGAUCAAGACAACCCAUGGUUCAGGGAUCCAAGCCAGCAAGAUAAGAAAGAGUACAAGGCCAGGAAGAACGAACACACCUCCUCACCACGAUCCCGUCCAUCUCAUCAUCGAGUACGAUCUCCUCCGCCCAGUGGAGGAGACCGAUCUAACCAACAAUCCCACGAUGAGAAGGAGCGUGUUCCUACUAAUGGAUCGAGACCUAGUGAUGAAAACCGUGAUUCAACUAUCCGAGGCUUAAAAGAGCCAGGGCCGGCCAAAAAGUCCACCCCUGUACCUUCAGAUGAUACCGUUGAAGAUGGAGAAAUCGCUGAGGGUGCCCCCUCCUCAAACCACUCACCUUCCCCUUCACGGCGGUCUCAAUCUGUGAAAUCUGAUCGCGACCGUCACCGUGACCGAGCACGCGAAUCGGAUCGUGAACGGCUCCGUGAUCUUGACCGCCCCUCCAUCCGUCAUCGUCAGCAUGAUUCCGAUCGGGAUCGUCCUCGGGACCGUCCUCGAGAACGUCGAGUCGACAGUCGUGAACGGGAGUAUGUUCGGGAUUCACAUCGCGAACGAGAACGUCGGAAGGAUCGUGACCGUGAUCACGGCCGAUUCGCUCCUCCUCCCUCAUAUUCAGACCACCAUAGGCGCUCUCCUGAUCGGGAUCGGGAUCAUCCGCGUCGUCGGUUCGCCCAAGAAGAGCGAUCCAGUAGACAUCAUCGGGAAGAUUAUCAUCGACGUAACUCGGAGCGCAGGUCUACGGAUAGCACCCAGCUUACUGGUGACCAUCUUAGAAGGCCAUCGACCUCACAUAACCAUAGUACAAAACAAGAUGAUAAUGAUGAAGACAAAGUUGAUGAUAAUGAUGAGGCGACCGGUGUAGCUGAGCCCACGCCACAGCUGACUGAAGACGAGAUACUAGAACAAGCACGUCGUAAAAGAGCUGAAAUCUUAGCUAAGCAUAAACAGCUGUGCCAGACUGUUAACCCAUCCGAUGUUUUUACUAUGACCACAGAUCCCAGCCUGCGCGUUGUUCAUAACCCCCCUACAGAUCCACCGAAGUCUUCAACCUCCUCAGCCACUUCAAAUCCAAUCCCGACCAAGGCUAACCAUCUCCCCCUUCUACUUGAUCCCACUUCCAAGGUUGCUGACCUCAAUAGUCCUGCCGCUAGAAUGCGGCUUGGAUCAGACACUCCUCAACCAACCCGGAUCGGAUCCGAACAAAGCUCUGAUUCGGCCGCCGGCUCUCCUGAACCGGUUGCAGAAACCAAUUUUGAUUUGACACAAGAUCCUAAUAAUCAAGUGUCGACGACCACUAUCGAUGACGAAGAAUCCGUGGCAGCAAACCAUCCACUGGACCAGCAAACAAUUACUGGUGUAGGUCAUCAGAGCAUCUCAGCUGCUGAUUACAAUCCAGAUGACGAUCGUCGGAUCGACAAUGAACGACAAAACGAAAAACAUGUCAAUGGACACAGACUCGGCGAACAGCCCCCUCCUCCAGACACUCAACCCGGAGGAAACCUUUCCGAACGCGAGGGAGCAAACGGUAUGGACGUAGAUGAGAACGGUGAUGAUGAUGGCGGUGAUGAUGACGAUGAUGAUGACAUGUUUGCGAUUGAUUCUACUGAGAAGAAGGCCAAAAAGAAGAAAGCUACCAACGGGAACAAUCCCAAAAACCCUUUGAACCCAUCUGCUCCAUUUUUACCUGUUAUCAAUCGAGCGGGUACGGAUGCCGAAGUGGUCGAUAAUUUUGAUGACGCCGAUGGUUAUUAUCGCGUCAUAUUGGGUGAGCUACUAGACAAUGGUAGAUACCAUGUCCACGCAAACCUUGGUAAAGGGAUGUUUGCAUCAGUCGUGCGUGCCAAGGAUAUGUCUUCUGCUAAGGAUGGGAUCCAAGGCUCUGGCAGUGAUGUCGCUAUCAAAGUGGUCAGAAGUCAAGAGAGUAUGUUCAAAUCUAGUCAGAAGGAGGCUGGUAUUCUCAAGAAGCUUCAGGAGGCUGAUCCAGCUGGCAAGUACCAUAUCAUCAGACUUGAACGGACGUUCGAGCAUCGAGGCCAUCUUUGUUUAGUAUUUGAAGCCAUGAGUAUGAAUUUGCGAGAAGUGGUUAAGAGGUUUGGCAAGGACGUCGGCAUCAAUCUAAGAGCUGUUAGGGCGUACGCCCAUCAAAUGUUUUUGGCUCUAUCACUCAUGAAAAAAUGCAACAUUAUGCAUGCCGAUUUGAAACCGGAUAACAUCCUGGUCAGUGAGACGAAAUCGGUCCUCAAGGUCUGUGAUCUUGGUUCCGCCUCCGACGUUACCGAAAAUGAAAUCACCCCCUACUUGGUCUCGAGGUUUUAUCGUGCCCCUGAAAUCAUCCUCGGCUUACCAUAUGAUUGUUCCAUUGACAUCUGGUCGAUUGGAUGUACACUGUAUGAACUCUACACCGGUAAAAUCUUGUUUCCUGGCAGAAGCAAUAACCAUCUAUUGUUGCUGAUCAUGGAAUUAAAGGGGAGAUUUAAUUCGAAACUAUUGAAGAAGGCGAAGUUCUCCAAUGUUCACUUUGAUGACGAGAACGGGAACUUCUUGAGUGUCGAAAAGAAUCGGAUCACUGGUACCGAUAUUGUCAAGAGUAUCAAUAUCCCCAACAAGCCCACCCAAGGACUGCAGAGCCGAUUGAUGCCCAAUCAUGUGACCAAGAAGAUGCAAGACGCGGACGUGAAACUGUUGAGUGCGUUCGUCGAUCUCUUGGAGAAGAUUCUCACCUUGGAACCCAGUCGUAGAAUCUCGCCUAAGGAAGCCCUCAAUCAUCCUUUUAUCCGCGGGAUCUGAUCUCUGAGUUCCGUGUUCUUUCUUGAUAUCUUUUGUCCCCCUCUCCCCAGUCUGUCAUUGGCAUCAUCUACCUCUCUCCAUGCAUGCACGCACAAGCAUAUCCAGUUUUGAUCAGCAAAGCUCCCAUUUGACCUUAUCCUUGUAGUUGAAUGACCGGUUGCUUGCUCUAACACUCUCAUUUCCUUCUCCUCCCUCUUUGCUUUGUAACAUCCUCAUUUAACGUUUAAAGCACUAUCAAAAAAAACAUAUAUAUCUUUGAUUCUAAUUAUCAACAACCAAAAAGAAAUCUUUCCUGUCUCUCCUGUCUUGGUUUUACCUGUGUGUACAUCACAGAGCUUGUUUUAGAAUACAUAUAUGAAUAAACAACCAUUAUCGAUCUCAGAACUCUUGUAUAAGCAAGGCUGUCAGUGGCUGAAGACAAGUAGUUCUCACAGAUUUUAUCUUGAUUGAGAUAUCUUCACUCUCCUUACUGUGGCUUUGAAGAGCUUUCAUUGUAUUCUAGAUACAGUUUGACUUAUGAGCAAGCAAUCUCUAUGCAUCUCUGAUUCUUCAAUUAGCCAUGUAUAUAUACAUCUUCAUAUGUGUCUUUCUAGGUUGUGCUUGCUAAAUUAUGGAGGAGACAAUCUGGUUGGAAGCUAUGAAGGACUUUGGGAUAAAACUAUCAAG